Amphiprion ocellaris (clown anemonefish) is the source of this 4861-nucleotide messenger RNA. Its product is annotated as zinc finger protein 567-like. The record is from RefSeq and is a predicted model, not a curated record. The transcript has 3 exons. Bases 626 to 2101 code for a protein of 491 amino acids. NCBI's taxonomy places the organism in Eukaryota, Metazoa, Chordata, Actinopteri, Pomacentridae.
GAAGAUGGAGCUGUUGUAUUUUUAGCAUUAUGACAGUUUGACCCCUGCACUCUUUGUAGCUAAAGCUGCUUUGGUUAGCGGUGUAGCUUUUUAUAGUCAGUAAAGCAGCUGUAUGUGAGUCCCAGCAGUAGGCCUGUCCGUCAGUGUGUCUGUAGACAGCGGCUUGUUUCCUCACUGCUCCUCUGGAUGAACUCAGCCAGCUAACCUCCGUCAGCUAAGCUAACUGUGCUGCUGCUGUUGCCGUUCACUGAGAAACAUAGACGGCAGACUGGGCAGCUGACUGUAGCUGUUUCUGUGCUGGAGGCACAACGGCAACAGCACAGCCAUUGUUCAGGUGAAUUAAGGUGGGAGUUGUCUCUGAGGGGCUAACUACACCAAACUUCAUUAAAAGUUGUCGGACUUCAGUGUUCCUUUGGUGGCUCAUAACGGAGUGAAUUUGCUUGUCCUGAAUCCUGCAGCUGAAUCAGAUGUCAUCUCUUCACACAGCCAGCCAGAGUGAGGUGGCAUCUGAGGACAACAGGGAGCUGAGAGUGGAGCUGUCAGGAGUGACGAAGGAGGCCAAAGGCUUAUGUCGACUACAUGAAAAUCCCCGUCCCUCUACUCUGGCAACAGAGCACACCUCAGCAUGGUGAAGGCAGCAAAGAUGGAGCUGCUGAGAGCACUCGUCGGUGAGUGUCUGUCUGCAGCAGCCGAGGAGAUCUUCAAGAUCGUAGAGAGGACAAUUGUGGAGUAUGAAGAGGAGAUGUCCUGUUCAAAGUGGGUGGUGGACAGCCACCACAGACUGCUGGAUGUCGCCAAGUCACACAGUGAAGACUCUAUCCAGAUGUGUGCCACAGAUGAGCAGCAGCAGCCUCCUGCCAGUGUGAACUUUAGUGUGUGCUGGGAGGAACCAGACAACACUAGCAGAACUACAGAACUGACGACAGACUGUCCCAUCAUUAAGAGAGGUCAACCACACACUUCCCCUGCCACUGACAGUGAUCGAAGUGACCAGGACACACUAGUUGAAAGUGAAGAAGAUGAUGUGAAGCAAGAGUAUGACUUGAAGACACCCCAAAAAAUCUUCAACGUGAAGAAGCCAUUCAAAUGUCCUGUUUGCCUCGGUGGGUUUUCUUCCAAAAAGACAAUGGUGCGACACAUCAAAAAGCACCCAGAUAACAAAUGUUCAUUUUACCAGUGCCAGUUCUGUGAUCGCUACUUUUGCCACAAGUCUGAGUUCAUCAUUCACACCAGGAUGCAUAAAAAUGCCAAACCAAACAGGUACCAAGACUUUGAGAAGAGUUUCAAGCAAAGGGACAACCUGUUCAUUCACAGGCAGCAACACACCAAGGAGAAACCCUAUUUGGUUUUCAGUGAAAAGCCGGGAACAAAAACUCACCUCGCAUCAGUGACAGCUGUCAGUCAGAUGGAGUCAGAGCUGGAAGUGAGACCAGAUGAAGCUGCGAUUAAGGCAUUUCCACUUACUGUCACUCCCUAUGACAAGAGUGAGUUUGAUCAGGAGUCUCUGCAGCCCCUCUGUCUUUAUCAAAUCCAGGCUGUUGCUGAUAUAGAUAAAGACUCCUCCACUGUGUUUGCAGUAGAUCAUAUUAAAACCGAAGCUGGACCUGAUAGUGGAGCUGAUGAGCAGCAUCUCCUUUCAGUGAGCACAGCUCAAAAAGAAGCAGAAGACAGGCAGCUAAAACAUAUUAAUGUCACAGAUAUCCUUCCUAGGAGGACUUCAGGAAAAUCCACUGAGCUCAUCAUCCAGUUUGAAGCAGGAACUGCACAGAAACCCUACAAGUGUCCUUGCUGCACCAAAUGUUUCUCCUUGACCAAGACUUUAAUACGACACAUAAAGAUCCACACAGAGGACAAACCUUAUCAGUGCCAGUUCUGUGGCAGGAACUUCUGUCAAAAGUCAGACCUGGUCAAUCACACAAGGAUACACACAGGAGAGAGACCUUAUCAAUGCCAAGAAUGUAACAAGUCCUUUGCUCAGAAAGGCAACCUGGUGGUUCACAUGAGGAAACACACAGGGGAGAAACCGUAUCAGUGCCAAGAGUGCCGAUGUAGCUUCAGUCAGAAAUCUGCUUAUGACUGUCACAUGCAGAGUCACAGGUAGUCACAGACUAUGAAACCAAAAUGUGUCUGUAGUACCAUGUUUGUCUGUCCUUCAACCACUAUUGGUAGGCACUCGCUACUGGAGGGAAGCGUCCCAGUUGCCCGAGCAGUUCUCAGACACUUUGUCCCAGUUGUCCGGUCAUAAUAAGCCUCUAAAAUUUUUUACAACUGUACAAUAGGCAACAUUAUUGGCUUCAUCUGUGAGUGUCGAAAUGUUGUGGAUCAUUUGUGCGUAGACUUAACAAACACACGAGUUUUUUGUGUCUGUUGAAUCUCGCGCUUUAUUUUCUUUUAACUGAAAUGGUUAGAUGUAUAAGUUACACUAUGCUUGCAGAAAUGCUGCUGCUGCAGAUAUGUGCAUUUAAAUAUCAACACUGGAAACUCUGUUGUAAUCCAGUUGAUACACCAGAUAAAAAAAAAAAAAUCUCCUGACUGUCCAGAUGGAAUUAUAUUUGUACUUAGUCAGAAAUUAAACAUGUAUGGACAUCCGUAAUGGUGCUAGAUUUAUACUGAGCACAACUGCUUUUUCUUCCCAGUGAUUUAAUUCUUGAAACUGAGUAUAUGCAGCUCUUCAGCUGUUUACUGUGCAGAAAAUAAUUUAGAUUAAUAAAGUUACAAUCAGAUAUCAAUUAUGCAUCAGAAAGACUGAAAUAGUGAAUGAGGUCACUGCUGGCAUCUGUCAAUGUGGAGACAAUAUGGAUCCAGCUCCCUUUUGAUGCCACAGAUGUUAAAUGAAUCAGUGAAACACAGCUGACAGUCUGCAUUUGUUGACACAGAUUUGGAGGUGUGAGAUAGUCUGAGAUAGGAAUUGAAGACCUUGAUGUGAGAAUCAAUGCAAUGAUGAAAAUUUAGAAGAUGCGUCCACUGAGUUUAACCCCUGAACUGUAUAUUAAGGAUGGACUAGAGCUACUCUUGGUCUGAAAGGUGUAGCCAAUUUAAAUGCAAGUUUGGCUGCAUUCUUUCUAACAGCCAACAGGGGGAGACUCCUGGUUUUCUAAAGAAGUCAAGUUGUGUAGAACUCUAAGAGCAAAUGAUCCUACUUCGCCAUCCGUUAUCUCCGUGAACAUUUUUCUAAUAAGCUUAUUAUCUAAAAUUACUUUUUCUAAGAGUUCUGGAAUAUGGUAUCAUGUUCAUUUUGUAAAUUAUUGUAGCAUUUCAAGCAAAAUAAAGGUUCAAGUAGGGAAUGUUUUAGGGAGGGACUGCGUUUAUUAUUGGUAAAUUGCAACUAGCAUGUAGUGUCCUCAAUUUAUCAGUCAGAUCCACUGCUGGCUUGAUGCAUGUUUCAAAAGUUUAACAUGGUGAGUGUCAUAAAAAAUUGCUGUAGCUGUUGAACUUUAAAAACUCAAAAAGACUUUGCUGGGUCAUUAGUGAAUUUAAUAUGGAAAACAACAGCAUUAGUCUAGAUUCUCAACGGAGAAACAAAAUGUAGCGGCUUUAAUAGUGAACAGAAAACUCAGGAACUCCUCUUCAUUUGAAAUUAUCCUCAGUGUUGUAAGUAACCCCAUGGUUUACUCAGUUUUCUAUAUCAUAUAAGAAAUGCUGAGUUUAACUUUGAGACGAAAAGCCUACGAAAGCGAAACACAUUUCCUUAGAUAGAACUCAAGCCUUUUCCUCUGACGUCUUUACUUGAAACCUUAUACAGGAUGCACACAAACAUGAUGAGCUAGUUGAAAGACACUAACAGGAAAUAGUUAACCUGGAAAAAAGAAUGAAUUGAACAAACUGAUCAUUUAACAUAGAAAUACAGAAUAACCUAAGAGCUUAGAAUUUAGUUUGCUAUCGGAAUGGCCAAAUUCCAAACUCACACGGUAGUCCACAAACUAAUAGGUGACAUCACAGUCCAUCGUUUAUAUACAGUUUGUCAAUCUCAUUAGGUAUAUCAGCAAUUUUAAAAGAAAUCACUGCAAGUAGCUGGCAGCAUCACAUGACCUGAGCAUCCUCAAUAGGGAGAUUUUGUCUGGUCUCAUGGGACUGUAAAUGUUUAAAUCAGCUUCCAUUCUCAGCUGGGCCUUAUGAUUAGCAGCAGUAGUUUUGUAAGUGGGAUGUCAAAAUGAAUUCUAUUUGCAGCCAUCCAGCUGCUACCUACACUACCAUUCAAAAGUUUGGGGUCACCCAGACAAUUUCCUUGAAAUUCAUGCGCUAACGUAAUUGCGCAAGGAUUUUCUAAUCAUCAGUUAGCCCUUCAACACCAUUAGCUAACACAAUGUAGCAUUAGAACACAGGAGUGAUGGUUGCUGGAAAUGUUCCUCUGUACCCCUAUGGAGAUAUUCCUUUAAAAAUCAGCCGUUUCCAGCUAGAAUAGUCAUAUACCACAUUAACAAAGUCUAGACUGUAUGUCUUAUUCAUUUAAUGUUAUCUUCAUUGAAAGAAAAUGAUUUUCUGUCAAAGAUGAAGACAUUUCUAAGUGACCCCAAACUUUUGAAUAGUAAUUUUAUUCAUGAAAUAUGGUAACAAACAAAAAAAACUGACAGUGAAAUCCAAUACAUCUCUAGAAAACCAAUUGUUCAGUGUGUUGAGUUCUUACCUAGCCUCUCUGUGAAAGACUGGACUUUUUCCAAUGCAGGAGAUGGUAGAAAAUGGGAUUUUUGAUUUUUAUGAGCCCUAUAUUGAAAUGUCACAAAUGCCAUGCAGUCUUUAGUCAUCUUCUUGUAUUCAAAAUAUGUUAUUUAUUCUAAAAUGUCUCUAUGUUUUAUUAUACUUCACUUUUUCCAAAAUGUGUGACAUAUGAGUUUCUACAGAGAAUAUAAAAUUUCCAGCCUAC